Molecule: messenger RNA, 321 nt
Organism: Penicillium hordei
Lineage: Eukaryota; Fungi; Ascomycota; Eurotiomycetes; Eurotiales; Aspergillaceae
Exons: 2
Coding region: 1-321 (106 amino acids)
Source: RefSeq, a predicted model, not a curated record
AUGCCCUCUGCGUUGACCAAAUACGUGGUGGCUUUGUAUUCUGUGCUAGCCGGGGUGGAGAAUGCGUUACAGAGGCUCAAGCCUCAUGCCCCAUACAAGGCGGGCGGUGAUGUGGUGAAGAAGUCGGUGAAGGAGUUGACUAAGUACAAUAUUUUAUUAAUGCCAUCUGGUAGGACUGAGUGCAUAGUCCGGCUUUUUGCUGGUUCAGGAAAGUUUGAGACCAAACUGCCGAGUCCAGCCGAAAGCAGCCCGAUGGGAAGCAAAUGGAUCUUCAAGAAGCUAGAGGAUCAUGAUACAGGGUGGAUGUUGUCCAAAGCGUAA